AAGGUCAUUACCGUACACGUGAAUGCAACGCCAAUAUUUUCAAAAUUUGUUCGACAAGUUUUCAUUAUUCAAAAUAUGACAGAAGCAUCGGAGAUUAAUCUUUCCGAUAUCAAAGGACCAAUUGAUGUCAACACUCCAAUCACCAAUCACCGAACCGCGUUGAUUCAAAAUUACUCCACGAAACCUAAAUUGACAUAUCAAACUGUUUUCGGAGUCAAUGGACCACUUGUCAUCGUUCACAAUGUUAAAUUUCCAAUGUUCAAUGAAAUCGUAAAGAUCACACUUCCAAAUGGACAAAUUCGAAUGGGACAGGUUCUGGAGUCUUCAAAGAACAAGGCAGUUGUGCAGGUUUUCGAAGGAACAACCGGAGUUGAUGCAAAGUUCACAACGUGCGAGUUUACUGGAGAUAUUUUCCGAAGCCCCGUGUCACUUGACAUGCUUGGAAGAAUCUUUAAUGGAUCCGGGAAACCCAUCGACAAAGGACCACCUGUCCUCCCAGAAGAUUAUUUGGACAUCAAUGGACAACCAAUCAACCCAUUUAAUCGAAUCUAUCCAGAGGAAAUGAUCCAGACUGGGAUUUCAGCAAUUGAUGUCAUGAAUUCUAUUGCUCGAGGACAGAAAAUCCCGAUUUUUUCUGCUGCGGGACUUCCACAUAAUGAAAUCGCCGCUCAGAUUGUUCGUCAAGGAGGUCUUGUUCAGUUGCCAGGUCGCAAUAAUGAAACAGUUAACUUUGCGAUCGUCUUCGCCGCUAUGGGAGUUAAUAUGGAAACUGCCCGUUUCUUCAAACAGGACUUCGAGGAAUGUGGAUCUAUGGACAACGUGUGCUUGUUCCUGAAUUUGGCGAAUGAUCCAACAAUUGAACGUAUCAUCACACCACGUAUUGCUCUCACUGCAGCCGAGUUCUUUGCAUAUCACUGCGGGAAGCAUGUUCUAGUAGUACUUACUGAUAUGUCGUCCUAUGCUGAAGCACUGAGAGAGAUCUCUGCUGCUCGUGAAGAAGUUCCUGGACGUCGUGGAUUCCCUGGGUACAUGUACACGGAUUUGGCAACGAUCUAUGAAAGAGCUGGUCGUGUGAAAGGUCGUGAAGGAUCCAUUACACAAAUUCCGAUCCUAACUAUGCCGAAUAACGACAUUACCCAUCCGAUUCCCGAUCUCACUGGAUACAUCACUGAGGGUCAGAUCUACAUCGACAAGCAGCUUCACAAAAGGUUGAUCUAUCCACCAAUCGAUGUCCUCCCAUCAUUGUCUCGCCUUAUGAAGUCAGCUGUUGGAGAGGGAAUGACACGGGAAGAUCAUUCAGAUCUUUCAAAUCAGCUUUACGCGUGUUAUGCUAUGGGAAAAGAUGUCCAGGCGAUGAAGGCUGUUGUUGGCGUGGAAGCACUAUCUCCUGAUGAUCUGUUGUACCUGGAGUUCCUUGCGAAGUUCGAGAAGAAUUUUAUUGCACAAGGACGCUAUGAAAACAGAACCAUCGUCGAGUCUCUGAAUAUUGGAUGGGAACUUUUGAGAAUCUUUCCAAGAGAAAUGCUCAAAAGAAUCCCGGAAACUCUCUUAGAGAAAUAUUAUAAAAGAAAGAAGCAAUAGGAUCUCAUCUACAUCGCAUUGAAUUUAUAAUUUUUAUUGUUUAUUUACAGUAUUAGCAUUAUUUCAAAAAUAAAGGCUUUAAUGUUCA
This is a messenger RNA of Caenorhabditis elegans, 1669 nucleotides long. RefSeq names its product V-type proton ATPase subunit B 2 (gene spe-5). Lineage: Eukaryota; Metazoa; Nematoda; Chromadorea; Rhabditida; Rhabditidae. The record is from RefSeq and is marked reviewed. Gene Ontology annotation, biological process: ATP metabolic process; intracellular monoatomic cation homeostasis; proton transmembrane transport. Gene Ontology annotation, cellular component: cytoplasm; proton-transporting V-type ATPase, V1 domain. The transcript is spliced from 4 exons. Gene Ontology annotation, molecular function: ATP binding; proton-transporting ATPase activity, rotational mechanism. The coding region runs from base 76 to 1581 and encodes 501 amino acids.